UGUUUGUUUACAUCACAGUUAGCUUGACUGUGGUAAAAAGUACUGAGGGGGCGUCCGUCCAAACAGGAAGAAACUGGGAAAACACUCCUAAGUGAUGAAUUUAGCCUCUAAUGGUGGAUGUUUUAGUCCACAAGACGCGAAUAAACAAUCAGGCGGAUUUUACAAACUACUUUUUCUCCGCGUCGGAGGACUCUGGAGGCUCUCCGGUGAACUCUGCGGCUCCUGUCCGCAGUCGGCAGCGCUGUUUGGGGGCUGACGCAGGAGAGGAAGGCGGGGGGGGGGGGAGCUGUCACAGCAGCAAGGCUAGGCUAGGCUAGGCUAGGCUAGGCUAACAGCUUUAUCCCCCGGGAAACAUGGACUUGGAGAAAACUUUGUGAAGUUUAAAAAGACCACCAGCAGACUGACGUUUAAAUGGCUGCUCCGGAAUCCAACGAGAAGACAAAAAGCACAAUUUAACCGCCAAAAUACGCGUUAGCCCGGCAGCGUUAGCAUUGCUAGUUAGCCUGCUAGUUAGCUCUCAUCCAGGCUCUGACAGCGGGGAUGCAGCGGAGAGAAAAACACCCCAACAUGUAGAUAACAUCCGCAGAAAAGGACUUAACUUAGAUUUUUAUGUUAAUACAAAGCAAUUAGACAUCAAUUUAUACCGUUCGUCAUAAUUGGCACCAACUUAUGUGCGGCGAAAGACUGUAAACGCGUCAGUUAAUUGAUUUCUGAAACAUACUUUUUGGGUGGUUUUUUGUUUGUUUGUUUGUUUUAAUAGCUGAGCUAACUUUUAAUUUUCGGUGCUGUCGGUGUAGUGUGUUGUUAGCAUGGAGGCAGGGGAGCCUGGCAGCAGCUCGGAGCGGUUACAUAACGCCAGCAGGUCGGGUCAGAAGCUGCUGAACGUCGCCUCCUCAGCCUCCUCAGCCCGGCUCUGACAGCUGCAAACUGCUCCGACAACCCCGCUAACAAGACAGACACACAAACACACAGACAGACAACAACACAGCAGCAUGGAGGAGGUGUGAGUCUGCUGGGACACAGGAAACAGAAGAAACAAGACUGAACAUUCCCCCUUGAAGAUGGAUUCAAACCCGCUGAUAAACGCCAUGGACCCGUCCAUCACGCUGUGGCAGUUCCUGCUCCACCUGCUGGAGGACCAGCGGCAGCGUCACCUGAUCUCCUGGACGGGCGACGAAGGAGAGUUCAAGCUGCUGGACGCCGAGGAGGUGGCGCGACUAUGGGGGCUCCGCAAGAACAAACACAACAUGAACUACGACAAACUGAGCCGAGCGCUGAGAUACUACUACGACAAGAACAUCAUAAAGAAGGUGAGCGGUCAGAAGUUUGUUUACAAGUUCGUCAGUCAGCCCGACCCCUCGCUGCCUGACGGGAUACGUAACGGAGACGAGAGCCAGAGGAGGGACAACGCCGACCCAAACGGCCAAUCAAAAGGCCUUGUGGGCGUGGCCUCAACCUGUCCAUCAAAGGGUUUACCACAGCGCUCCUCACCCAGCAGCUCCCAGAAAAGCUCCCGUAACGACUACAUGAAGUCUGGCCUCUACUCCACCUUCACCAUCCAAUCACUGCAGGCCUCGCCCAACCCACGGCCAAUCAAAACAGAGCUGCUGCUGCAACAAGACCCCGCCUCCAAGGUGGACCUUACGGCCAGAGAGGUCUGUUUAUUAUCGGAGUCUAAAUCCUCUCCAUCAGUAGGCGGCGCUGUUGAUCCUGCUCUCCAGGUGAUCGUCACUCAGCCAUCUCCCUGUCCGACUCCAGCUCUCAGCCCCCAGAUACCUGCCAACACCUCCAGUCAAUCACAGAAUCCUCCGGCUCCUCCGCUGAACGACCCUCCCCAGAUUUAUCUCACCAGCAUCGGGGAUCCUUCCUCCCUCACCCCCCUCAUCCCCCUGGGUCCCGUCGGUGGGUCGGUGAGUCCCGUCCCUCCGCCCCACGUCGCCAUGGGCCCCCAGGUGCCGCAACAGGAUGACUGCGGGGGAGUCGCCAACACUGCCAGCUUCCCUCCUCACCCCCACGCUGCUCCUCACCAGAAUCACCCCCCGCCCGUUUUCGUCAUCAUCAACCCUCCUCCUCCUCAGCAGCAGCAGCAGCAACAACAACAGCAGCAGCAGCAACAGCAGCAGCAGCAGCAACAACAGCAGCAGCAGCAGCAGCAACAACAGCAGCAGCAGGCGGCCAUGGCGGCUGCGCCUCCCUCCGUCGCUGCUCCUUCUGCUCCAACCACCACACGUCCUCCUCCUCCCCCCAUCGUCAUCAAGGAGGAGAACCUGCCAUCAAGGGAGGAGCUGCUGGAGAUGGUGUCUCUGGAGGAGAAACAGGUUCCUCAGCUGAUCUGUGGCUCCGGGGAAGCAGAGCCCCCCCUCACCAUCGUGGAGAGCCCGCCCCCUUCCUGCCUGGAGCCUGGGGUCGGAGGUCAACAACCUGGAGGGGAGUGGGGAGCAAAGGGGGAGGCCAAGGACUCGCUAACAGAUACCUCCGUCCCUCCUGUGACAUCAUCCUCAGCGGUGACCUCGACCUCAGACGCCGUUCCUCCCAAACCAAAGAAGCCGCGGGGCCUGGAGCUGCCCUCCUCCCCCUCCCUCCCUCCCGGCCUCUCCCUGGAUAAGGUUAACGCAGCUGUUAACAGUUUAUUGGCUCCCGGAUCAGCGACCAACACGCUCACGCCGACCGUCAUCACCUCCCACGCUCUGACUCCGGUCCUGCUGACUCCCAGUCCUCUUCCCUCCACCAUCCACUUCUGGAGCACGCUCAGUCCCAUCGCUCCCCGCUCCCCCGCCAAGCUCUCCUUCCAGUUCCCCACUAACGGCAGUAAUCAGAUCCACAUCCCGGCCCUGAGCGUCGAUGGUCUCUCCACCCCGGUGGUCCUGUCCCCCGGCCCCCAGAAACCCUGAGCCCCCUUACCCACCUCGCACAGCUCCUCCGCUGGACACAGCCUCGCCUGACGGUCCCCCUUCACUCACCUCCUCCUUGGGGGAGGGCUGGAAAGAGAACUGGACCUGCCUGCACUGACUCUGAAACUCUCCACUCAAACCAGGAACCACAUAGUUUUUUUGGGGGGGGGCACCGCUGUGGCCUGACUGGUAAGACUGGGAGAUCUGAGGGGUUUUACGGGAGCCUUUCACUGGUGGAGAAUCAUCAUCGUCCAAAAAACCAGACAGGAAUCACAGUUUGGUGAAUGUCGGAGAUGUCGAUCGCCUUCGCUGAUACACUGACAGAAUAUUUUGCGGAGAGCUGCUCUCUCUGUUUUUGUUGCUACGAUGAGGUUUUGGCGCCAGUUCGCUAUAAAACCGGACAGAUUCUCUUGACUUGAACGCAUCACGAGAAGCCGACAGCGAAAAACGUUUUUUCUUCUGCUACUGAGGGCUGAAACCAACAACGAUUGUUUGAUGUAAAUGUCGGUGUGUAAACUGUGAAAAACGACAACAAAUAUCUUUGUAGUUGUCUGAUUACAGUCGGGUUUGAAAUAAAACACAAAGAGAUUCAGUUUACAGGGAGACCAAACAGAGAAAAAGCAGCAAACUGGAACCAAAUCGUGUGUUUUUACUGGAGAAAUGAGGAAAUAAUAAACAUUUAAUAUCAGAACUUUAAUUUUCUAACCGAUCAUCUGAUUGUCUGAGGACCUGAAGGACGCGACAUGUUUCCUGAAAAAGAACAUUUUAAUCUUCAUGAAUCGCUGCAGCUCCGCCUCCUGCUCAUUAAAUAUUCAUGAGGACGUGCGACGGGGAAACCGCUGAUUAAUCUCAAAUGUUUCUCGUUGGAUCUUUUUUUUUUUUGUGUUUAUUUAUUUCAGUUCCUGCUCCUUCCUCUUCAGAUGUUUCUUGACUGUUUUUACGGACGGCGGUCGUCGCGGCUCCUCGACCGUUAACGGGCGUGUGUGUUGAUUGCAGCACUCCCCGAUGACUUUCUCUUGUUUGUCAUUUUGUAAACUCACAUCUGCUGGAUUUAAAAAAAAAAACUCCUUCAGAAAUGACUUUUAGAGCCAUUUAGGGAGUUUUUUUUUUCUUGCUUCGCUCUUAUUGGCCGCUUUUUAAAAGGCCACGCCUUUCUCCAGUUAUAUGCAUGGCCUGUUAUUGACUGAACUCCUCAGCAUCAUUUUGAACUGACUAAUCACAGGAGGGAUGAUGAUGAUGAUGAUGAUGCAGAUUUUUAGCCCUGGUUCGGGAGCUUUUACUCAGCCAAGUUAUUUCUCUAUAAAAGCAUCGACGUGUUACAGAUUGUAUAUUUUCUAAAAGAGUCUUUGAAUUAGAAGAAAGUGACGAGUUUAAACUUUAA
Messenger RNA from Thunnus maccoyii (southern bluefin tuna), 4272 nucleotides. RefSeq names its product ETS transcription factor ELK1 (gene elk1). The record is from RefSeq and is a predicted model, not a curated record. NCBI's taxonomy places the organism in Eukaryota, Metazoa, Chordata, Actinopteri, Scombriformes, Scombridae. The transcript is spliced from 11 exons. Gene Ontology annotation, cellular component: nucleus. Gene Ontology annotation, biological process: regulation of transcription by RNA polymerase II; cell differentiation. The coding region runs from base 1062 to 2891 and encodes 609 amino acids. Gene Ontology annotation, molecular function: DNA-binding transcription factor activity, RNA polymerase II-specific; sequence-specific DNA binding.